Messenger RNA from Carassius gibelio (silver crucian carp), 3559 nucleotides. RefSeq names its product atrial natriuretic peptide receptor 3-like. Gene Ontology annotation, cellular component: membrane. Gene Ontology annotation, molecular function: natriuretic peptide receptor activity; peptide hormone binding. The record is from RefSeq and is a predicted model, not a curated record. Lineage: Eukaryota; Metazoa; Chordata; Actinopteri; Cypriniformes; Cyprinidae. Gene Ontology annotation, biological process: regulation of blood pressure; vasodilation. The transcript has 8 exons. Bases 331 to 1848 code for a protein of 505 amino acids.
UAGAACUGCAGCAUGUGUGGUGACCAGACGAGCCGCACACUUCACACAUCCUAACAAGAGUAAUUACACAGGCAAGCGGAGAGUUAGACAGAGACCCAAAGAAGACUCUAAACAGGAGAAGAGAGAGGGGCUCUGGAGAGACUCACAACUCACUUAUAAACAGAAAAAGUGGGAUCUUGCCAUACCAAGUUCAAUUAAGGAUACGUCUUAAUUUAUAUAACAAAAUACUCGGGGUGCAAAAAAAAAAAAUAAUAACUUUCACAAUCUUUGAAUUUUUUCAAAGAGAGAGAGAAAAAAAAUCAUCAGUUGCUUCGUUCAUUGGUGUUAAAGAUGUCAUGUUUCAUGUCACUAUGUCUGUCCGUUUGGGUAGUGCUCAUGAUGCCUGGCAGGACAAGUGCACUGACUGACAACAUCGACGUGAUGGUCAUGUUGCCUCACAACAACACAUACCUGUUCUCUUACCAGAGAGUUUCUCCGGCUAUUGAGUACGCGAUAAAAACCCUCAGCAGUGGAGAGUUCGCUGGAUUGAGAUUCAAUGUACAGUAUGAGAACUCCGCGUGCGGGAUGGACGCUCUGUACGCGCUCGUGGACAAGCAGAAAGACGAGCGUCCCGACCUGGUCCUCGGUCCGGUGUGCGAGUACAGCGCCGCGUCGGUGGUCAGAGUGGCAUCGCACUGGAACAUCCCCGUGAUCUCAGCAGGUGCUCUGGCCACCGGCUUCAGCUUCAAAACCCCCGAAUACUCGCAUAUCACUAGAAUCGCUCCAACCUACCUGAAGAUGGCCGAGACGUUUCAGGCUAUGUUCGGACGUUUCGGCUGGAGAACUGCAUCUUUGAUUUACGACGACGAUAAAGACGAGAGAAACUGUUACUUUACGAUAGAGGGGGUUUACACGGUGCUCUCGGAGUACUACAAAACCACAGAUUACGCCGUGUUAAACUCGCAAGAGGACAGAGUAGAUGCCGACGAGAUCAUCGCGUCCGUCUACGGGAGCGAAGUGGUGAUCAUGUGUGCCAAGGCGGACACAGUACGAGACCUCAUGCUGGCGGCCCAUCGACGAAAAUUAACCAGCGGCAGCCACAUUUUCUUUAACAUCGAGCUCUUCAACUCCUCUUCCUAUGGGGAUGGAUCCUGGAGGAGAGGAGACAAAUAUGACAAUGAGGCCAAGGCUGCCUACAGCUUUCUCAACACUGUAACGUUGCUUAGGUCCACCAAGCCAGAGUUUGAAAACUUCUCCACGGAAAUGAAAAAGUCACUAAAGCAAUCGAACAUCCCUGUCUGUGAACGCUGCAGUGCUGUCAAUAUGUUUAUGGAGGGGUUCCAUGAUGCUUUGAUUCUCUAUGCAAUUGCCUUGCGUGAGGUGAAGAGUAUUGGUCUGACAAAAAAGAAUGGCCUGCAAAUCACCCACAGCAUGUGGAACAGAACAUUUGAAGGCAUUGCUGGUCAGGUGUCUCUGGAUGCCAAAGGUGACCGGAAUGGAGAUUUCUCUGUCGUUAGGAUGACAGACCCAGAGGCAGGAACGCACGAGACUGUCAUGAGCUACUUUGGCACCAAUGGAAGUUUCCAGAUAAUGCCGGGCUUUAAGAGGGAAUGGUUCUCCUUGCGAACAGCACCAGAGCCUCCACAUCCAAAACACAGUGACCCAUCAUCAGGUGGACUAGGUGUAUCGGCAGUGACUGGGAUAAUUGUAGGAGGAAUUCUGGGAACGGCUCUCCUUUUGGCAUUCUACUUCUUUAGGAAAAAUUACAGGAUAACCAUUGAACGGAGAACACCGCGAGAAGAGUGCGAUAUCGGGAAACACCGUCAGUUGCGGGAAGACUCCAUUAGAUCCAACUUCUCGGCAGCGUAGUCUGUAGUCGUAAGUCGACUGCUGGGGUGUUCGAAUUCAGGGAAGGUGCAUCUCAAAUGGGUCUGUGAGCUCAUCAAACACCAUCCCAGGAACCCAGAAAUAUUUAUAGACAUGCUGUAGUGUUUUUUUCCUUGUAAAUGUCUCUUGCUCUUCAAUUCGUAAACUCAGGAAAGUUGAAUUAUUGGAUGAGAAGUGCUCGCAAGGCUUCUUGAAUCUCUAAAGAAAAAGGGUCUUUUUUAUUUAGCUACAGACCUUUUUCUCCCUGCCAAACUCAUCUUGAGGAAAACUCUGUAGAAGCCUGUCAGUUUUGUAGAAAAUGGUCAGCUGACUUGAGUCUGGGUCAGCUGCUGUGUCGAUGGGGAGAAGCGGUUAUGAGAUAUUGAGGACGUAAGAGUGACACUCAGAACCUAAGCUUACUUUAAACUCAACACUCUCACUCAUGUUUCCUUCCUCUUCUUCCUUUAGAGAAUGUCCAGUAGAACACACUGAUAAACAUCCAUUCUUUCUUCUUUGUAGACUGUGUAAAGAGGCACUGAUGAAUACAAAAACUGAUGUGAACUUUAAAAAUGACGUUCCUCUCUGUCAACAUUUAUCAGCAAGCCUUGAUGCAUCAAACCUGGCUUCAUGCUGAAACACUGAACUGCUUUAUUUAUUAUGUUAAAUUCUGAUUUCAUUCAUAGGUUUUAGUCCCACUAAUUCUACUAAUCCAAUAUAAUUUCAGCUCUAUUGAUUUACACUGCUAUGUACAGUAUCAUACACGCUGCUGGGUGCCUCAUGACCAAAUGUUGUCCGACCGGCCUUCACAGUAAUGGCUUCAAGAUUCGAUUGAUAAAACCCCACUUAAAAAAUGUCCAUUCAUGUCAAGAUGUUUGAAAAAAACGUAAAUACAUAAAUCCCUACUAUAGGGUCCACCAUUAGCUUUUUAUGUCAGUUGUCUUGUACAGCUUGCUUAUUGUUAAACAUCACACUUUUUGAAUGCUAGAUAGAGCUUUAAAAAAAAGAUGAUAGACUUAAAUCAUGGCUGAUAUUUCCUCAUUCAUCGUCCUGCACUUUGUUGCAUCCGAGAGGGUGAACUUCAGAGGCAAGCAAUUUCUUUGGUUUAUAAAGAUAGGAGAUUGUCAGGAAGUUACAUAAUAGCUGUAGAAAUUCAUCAAAAAAUGAUUUAUACACAACACAAGCCGGUCUACCUUUCAACAACAGAUUUUGAAAAGCUAUGUUCAAUUUAUAUUGCACAUGUACAUUUUUGAACUUUGUCUUUAGAUUGUCUUUGUUAGGAGGUGGUUAUCAAUAAUCUGUCAGUUUAAUAACAUAUAAACUAUAAUUUUAACAUUUGUGAUGCUUCAGCAAUGAUGAUGAUGUCACAUUUAAAACCAUCUGUAUGGUUUGUGCAUCAAAAAAAAAAAAUAAUCUAGGGUUUUAUUCAGGCUUGGUAUGAUGGCAAUUGUAUACUGAUGUAAGUAAAUGUAUCAACAUAAGAUGUGAUGUUAUUUAUUGAUAUUUUUGUAGAGGUUUCAUUUUCCUUAGUGUUGAUUUUAACAUUGUUUCUUGUGUGAAAUAUACAGAAUCCUUUUUGUAAACCGUAUAUCUGCCUUGUCAGAGCAAAUUUUACCUGUUAAGUAUAUUUACAAGGCUUUGUAAACACUCAGAAGAAUUGUAACUUAUUUAGAUUGAUACAUAUUGACCAAUUAAAAGGAAAUUUUAUGAAAUGAAA